This is a messenger RNA of Poecilia reticulata (guppy), 1471 nucleotides long. The record is from RefSeq and is a predicted model, not a curated record. NCBI's taxonomy places the organism in Eukaryota, Metazoa, Chordata, Actinopteri, Cyprinodontiformes, Poeciliidae.
UCGCACAUUUGGGUGCGAGUGUAUCAGCAAUUUGUUGUUGAUUCCUAAACGCAUCAGUACAUGGAGUUGAUUUGAAAGCUGUGGUAGCCCAAAACACAAAACUUUAUCCUCAUUAUUCUGAGAUUGCUCAAUGAUAAUGGGAGAUUAUUUCAAAAUUAUGACGUUUUUUUGUUGUUGCUUUUGUUUAUCAGUGUGGCAGGUGAGCUUCCAGCCCAAUCCGAACCUGUGGAGGGGAAAUUGUGCUAUGUUGAGGGUUUAGUUGAACGGUCAUGUAAAAACCAGCUCAGAGCAGCAACUCUGACCUGGAAAUGAAACGGGACUUUCCUCCUGGACUUAAAGGUUGGGUUUCUGAACCCGGACCUGCCUACAAAUCUCUUCACGGUAUCAGUCGCAUGAAGGACCGUCUCAGUUCAACUGUGACGGAUCCACCGGAAACGUGACUGAAGCUGCUGUGUGUUGUCUAUUUGCAGCUGAUAUCAACCGAACCGAACCGAACCGAACAUGGAGAUUUCAUUUUUAGGCAAACAGGCGCUGGUUACAGGAGCAGGAAAAGGUGGGAAUAAUCCUCAGAGGACCGGUGUUGACGGUAACACCGGCAUGCAGAGCGGGUUCAGUUCUGUGUUUAUGCGGAAGUUGUCUCUCAUUCCAGUGUUUUUAAUAACUUUAUCUCACCAUUACCAUCAGGAUUGUCCAGCCAUCAUCCCAGUGUGUGUGGACCUGGCGGACUGGGCCGCCACCGAGGCUGCCUUGAAGGAUGUCGGCCCCAUUGAUCUGCUGGUGAACAAUGCCGCCUGCACCAAACUGCAGCCGUUCCUGGAGGUCACGCCUGACCAGUUUGAUCUGCUGUUUAACGUGAAUGUGAAAGCUGUGCUACACGUUUCUCAGAUGGUGGCUGGUGGGAUGAAGACCAGAGGGUCGGGUGGCUCCAUCGUCAACGUGUCCAGCCAGGCGUCUCAGCGCGCCCUGAGGGAUCACACUGUUUACUGUACCACUAAAGGGGCCCUGGACAUGCUGACCAAAGUGAUGGCCCUAGAGCUCGGACCCCAUCAGAUACGUGUGAACAGCGUCAACCCUACAGUUGUUAUGACAAAGAUGGGUCGCCUGGGCUGGAGUAAUCCGGAAAAAGCCCAGACCAUGAAGUCCCGCAUCCCCCUGGGCCGCUUCGCAGAGGAGGAGGACGUGGUGAAUAGCAUCUUGUUCCUGCUGAGUGAGAAGAGCAGCAUGAUUAACGGAGUGGCCCUGCCAGUGGACGGAGGCCACCUGGCCUGCUGAACAUCACCAGGACUUCCAGCUGAUCAGAGGCAGACAUGCUGACAGCUCAGGGUUUUAUUUGGACAUUCAGAUGUUCCAAAAUAAAUGGGUUUAUUGUUGUUUAAUCAUUUUUCUUACCUUUUCUGUGGGGUUCUGAACAUCAAAAAAUUACAUCCAAGGUGUAGAUGUAGAUCUCAGUGAAAUAAAAGCAUAAAAAACA